This is a messenger RNA of Theileria annulata, 636 nucleotides long. RefSeq lists its product as uncharacterized. The coding region runs from base 1 to 636 and encodes 211 amino acids. The record is from RefSeq and is a predicted model, not a curated record. The transcript has a single exon. Lineage: Eukaryota; Apicomplexa; Aconoidasida; Piroplasmida; Theileriidae.
AUGAAGAGACUCCAACCGUUUAACGCAAUGGAAAGUUACAUGAUAAACAAGCUCACCGACGCUGUACGAAUUCUUGAACUAUCUAACGAAUUGAAAAUAGAUUUCCCCAAAGUAAAGAGUAAUUAUAACCGAAUCGUAAAGUCCGUACACCCGGACAAAAAUUGUGGUUUAGAUAGAGGUUUGGACUCUGUUUUGGAAGCAUACAAACUUCUCGAUUAUUAUUUUAAUGUAGUUUUAAAUGGUAAAAAUCGCCAAUUAUGUCAUUUGUCCUGUAUUUCCGAUAGUUGUUCCUGCUAUGAUACCCGCCAUGGAAAUUCACAACAAUCAUGCCGGUACCAUAAAUCAGAAAAUUCAGAACCCCUUACUUGUACAUUAUGCAAGCCGAAUCAAUUAUUAGAGGAUUCACCAAAAUCGCGGCAGAGUCCCACAAGCAGAUUUAGAUGUAUCAAUAGUAAGGACAACUUAUCUUCGAGAUUCUAUAUAGAAAUUUCCAGAAACUCUCUUGAUGUGUUUGAGGGUAUUCCGUACGUCACAUGUCGUUGUGGUCAAAUAUUAUUUAUUACAAAAGAGGCCACUGCCCUAGGUAUUCAAACAUUCGACUGUGACGUCUGCUCUUGUUCAUACAACAUAGUAUAG